Molecule: messenger RNA, 1077 nt
Organism: Copidosoma floridanum
Lineage: Eukaryota; Metazoa; Arthropoda; Insecta; Hymenoptera; Encyrtidae
Product: phospholipase A1
Biological process (GO): lipid catabolic process
Molecular function (GO): lipase activity; serine hydrolase activity
Source: RefSeq, a predicted model, not a curated record
AUGGGUAUCGAGAGGGCACCCCCGGCGCAAAACUCUCUCUCCUAUUCACGACCGAUCGGCCAACAGGUCGCAGCUUCGGUGGUCCUGCUGGGAGCACUGGUGCACUUGGCGUUGUCGAGGGGCCCGAUAAGCGACGCGAUCGAGAGCGGGUUGGCGGACGCCUACGACAAGGGUAACUGCACCUGGCGCAGGAACUACGAUUGCAACGGCUGCCCCGAUCCCCAGGUCCAUCUGUACUUGUACACGCCAGGGAACCCCGAGCGCAAACUCGAUCCCGCGCACGUGGCCGAUUGGCUCAGACAGGACUACGAGCCCUCCCGGGAGAACAUCAUCUUGAUUCAUGGCUAUGCAGGUGGUAAGGACGCCCUACCGAUGUCGGUCUUGCGUGACGCCUACAUUCAAAACGGCAGCUACAACGUCUUCCUUGUAGACUGGGGUGCUCUCAGUUACGCUCCCUGCUAUCCGGCUGCGGUGUCCAACAUGCGUCCCGUAGCUCGUUGUCUUGCGGACUCGCUGACCGGCCUGCGGAAUCACGGGUUGCCGAUCGAGCGCACGACUUGCGUCGGGCACAGCCUCGGCGGACACAUAUGCGGCCAAAUGGCCUCGUUCCUGCUGUUCCGGAUGAGCCGGAUUAUAGCUCUCGAUCCCGCGAGGCCGCUCAUCAGGCCCGGGCUGGUCAAUCGGCUGGACAGCGGCGACGCCGAUUUCGUCGAGGUCAUACACACCAAUGCCGGAUACUACGGGGAGCUGGGAAAUGUCGGGCACGUGGACUUUUGUAUGAACGGCGGCAAGAUGCAGCCCUUCUGCGAGAACCGCGGCAACGAGCAGCUGUGCAGCCACGUGUGGUCGGUGUGUUACAUGGCCCAGAGCGUGAACGGCGGCAGGGACCUCGUGGCCGAGGAAUGUUCGAGGCGUUGUCCCGCGGGACCGCGGAUAGCAGCUCGCUUGGGCGACACUCUCGUCAUUGGCCAAAACACGCCCAUGGGGACGCGAGGCUCGUUUUGCUUGACCUCCAAAGAGCCGCCCUACUGUCCCAAGUACAACAACGGCCGUGGAGAUGAUAAAUGCUGCCCUUGA